Messenger RNA from Xenopus tropicalis (tropical clawed frog), 3431 nucleotides. RefSeq lists its product as uncharacterized. The transcript has 21 exons. The coding region runs from base 382 to 2115 and encodes 577 amino acids. The record is from RefSeq and is a predicted model, not a curated record. NCBI's taxonomy places the organism in Eukaryota, Metazoa, Chordata, Amphibia, Anura, Pipidae.
UGAAGCCUGAGGAAGGAGAAAGGCGCCAUUUCUGAUAAGGGCUGUAGAGUUUCUGAUUGGAGACUGAUAGGAAUUCCUUUCUCAGCUAUAGGAACGUGUAUUUAACUCUGAUACAGUCUCCUUGGUUUCUCUCAGGCCGGGGAAAUAAAGUUAUAGAGUCGUUUUUGGCAGCAAUUAGGGAACGCCUGGGAGCUGAAUAUGGAGUGUUGGUUUGGGCAAUUGAUUCAAAUAAAAUAGCAAAACAGCCUGGAAGGUAAACUCUCACUUUACCUGGAGAGAUGUCUUCAGAUGUGGUGUCACACACUUUUGCAUAAGAAAUAAUGGAACGAUGUUACAGAAGAGAUACAUUCAAUCAUUGCGACUAAUACUAAGUAUUCCAGCAUGAUUCAAGAUGGCUUCCUACACAUAUGUUUUUGGGUAGUGUUAUGCCCCCUUUAUAUUGGAUUGAAGGCAGAUCUUCUGAUGGAUGAAGUGGGCUCUCCCACUGUGUAUAUGAAUAGCACUUCAGGCACCUUAGGCUUUUGUGAAAGAAGAAGGAAAGUUUAUUCAGUGGAUCAGUGGCGUUUGUCAACAGAGGAUAUACUUGAUGAAUUGCCUGUUGAUCCUAACAGAAACAAUUAUGUUAGAAGAGUGCAAGAAUGUAUUUUUUCCUAUGUCUCCCCAACUCCAUUCACGUCAGAUGUCCGACUCGUAGCUGUUUCAGAGGAUGCCUUGGAGAACCUUCUAGAUCUUGCCAUUUCUGUUGGAGAGACAGAUGCAUUUCUUCAAUUUGUAAGUGGGAGAGAUGGCUUUACUGACUGGGGGCCACUUGCGCACCGAUAUGGGGGACAUCAGUUUGGUGUUUGGGCCGGGCAGCUGGGCGAUGGAAGAGCGCAUUUAAUCGGCACCUACAUCAACAGGUUUGGAGAGCGAUGGGAGCUGCAGUUAAAGGGGUCAGGAAGGACACCAUAUUCCAGAGGUGGAGAUGGAAGAGCCGUGCUCCGUUCAUCAGUACGAGAGUUCCUAUGCAGCGAGGCCAUGCAUUAUCUUGGCAUUCCCACCAGCAGAGCUGCAAGUCUUAUUGUAAGUGAUGACGCAGUGUGGAGAGACCAGUUCUACAAUGGCAGCCUGAGAAGGGAAAGGGGAGCAAUGGUAUUGCGUGUUGCCAAGUCGUGGUUUCGAAUUGGUUCGCUUGAAAUUUUGUCUCAUUCUGGAGAAUUUGAGUUACUGAGGAAACUGGUAGACUUCAUCAUCACAAACUAUUUCCCUUCAAUCAACAGCAAAGCUCCUAACAGAACCCUGACAUUUUUCUCUAUCGUGGUAUCUGAAACAGCAAAUCUCAUAGCCUCGUGGAUGUCAGUUGGAUUUGCUCAUGGUGUGUGCAAUACUGACAAUUUUAGUCUAUUAUCCAUCACCAUAGACUAUGGCCCGUUUGGUUUCAUGGAGAGCUAUGAUGCUGAUUAUGUUCCAAACACGUCUGAUGAUGAAGGACGAUAUAGCAUUGGAAACCAAGCCAACGUGGCAAUGUUUAAUCUGAACAAAUUGCGUUUAGCUCUAAAUCCUCUUUUGGAUUCCAAACAGCAACAGCAAGCUUCCCAAGUGCUUCGAGGAUUUCCAGAUCUCUAUUACAAGAGAUUCACUGAGCUGUUCAGAGCUAAACUGGGCAUUCUGGGUGAAAAUGAUCAGGAUUUGGCCUUGAUUUCAUCCUUCCUCGAUCUAAUGGCAAGUACCAGGGCAGAUUUUAUAAUGUCAUUUCGGCAGCUGAGUGAGAUCUCACAGGAUCAGCUACGGAGCCUUUCCAUUCCCCAGGAAUAUUGGGCAUUACAAGAUAUCGGUCAACAAAAGCAAUUCCUGGCAUGGAUUGAUGCCUACAUUCUGAGAUUAAAAAGGAAUCCUGAGGACACGGAUGAAAAAAGGAGACGCCGGAUGAUGUUGAUCAAUCCAAGAUAUGUAUUAAGGAACUGGAUGGCGGAGUCAGCAGUGCGCAAGGCUGAAUCAAAUGACUUCUCUGAGGUUCAUCUACUGCAGAAAACCCUGUGCCAACCUUUCCAUACACAGAAAAUGGCAGAGGAAGCAGGAUAUUCCCAGCGCACCCCAGCAUGGGCCAAACAUUUGAAAGUCAGCUGUUCCUCUUAAAGGGAUUCUGUCAUGAUUUUUAUGGGGUACUUUUUAUUUCUAAAUUACACUCCUAACCCCUCCUAAAUUCCCCCCUAGUAAUAGGAACCCAUAUUAAAUAUAAAUCAUACUGUGCUACACAUCCUGUCCCCUGGAGUCUGCCAGGCCGAAGUAAAAUAAAGCAGCCCUGUAUAACAUAUACUUUAUAAACAGUAGUACAUUGCGGCAGUACGCACAUAUUUCAGGCUCUACCUGGCCGUUUAUCAAGCCAUCAUUACCAGUGAUAUGCUUGAAUGUAUAGUGCAUCACAUAAUGCCAUCUUGUGGCCAAAGUUAAAAACACAUUCCAGAUGGAUAAAGAUAUAAUAUAACAUUGCUGCAAUUGUCACAGUACAAAAACCUUUUUGUUGCACUUUUCAUCCAAAUGGAGAUUAUAUAAAGCAUUGUGUAAAAAUAAAAGACAAGAAACUUUUACUCAAUCACCUCCUCUACGUUACUUUUCUUUUUACAAUUUGUCCACAAUUUGGAAUAUACGGUAAGUUGAUUUGUCCUAUAUAUGUUGAAGCCCCAUUUGUACAAAGUGACCCCCAUGCAGCUUGUGUCAUUUCUGGGUCUUGUAACAGAUUAAUGUUCCGUAAUGCUUCCAGGGUGGUGCCUGUUGUUUGUCCAACAUAAGUGCCCAGUGCCCCUGAUGAAGUCGGAAUAAAAAUGAAACAAUUUGGACUGUACCAUUUGAGACAUAAUGUAGCAACUAGCAAUAUGAUUACUAAGAGUUACCUUAUGUUUCACCUAUAAUAAAUCCUCUCUACUCUGGGUUUGUCUGGUUUAGCUGUUCCUCCCUCAGAAACUAAAACCAUUGCAGGAGCAUUGGAAUUCUGGAGGACAGGUCAUUCUGCCUCAUUAAUAUGAAAUAACGGCCUGUGGGAGUCUGAUAUAUCACUAGGUAAACUUUCUAUUGAUUCAGUAAUUGGCUACGUAUGUUACAGCAUAAGUGCCUCAUUGUGUCUGAUUGUGCCUGUAAUUAGGGGUAAUAUUCUUGUUUUAACAUAUUAUUCCUAAUAUAUCAUGUUUCUAUUGAACACUUCAUGCAUUCAUUGGUCAGCAAAUGAAUGUAUUCAGGUAAUGUGGGAACAUAAAUCACAUGCUCUCAUCUGCAUUGUUAUUAAGGUAAUUGUGCCUGGCACUGAGCUGGGUUACAUGGCAGAACAACCAAAGUAUUGCCAGAUGCUCAGCUCAUCUUGUGUUUCUGCAGUUGCACAUAGGUAGAAAUAUUAAGCUUAUAGUCCAUUUAAUUCUUUGCUUACGAAAAAGCCUCUAAUAAAGACACUAUAAAUCACU